Messenger RNA from Triticum aestivum (bread wheat), 1473 nucleotides. RefSeq lists its product as uncharacterized. Bases 18 to 1244 code for a protein of 408 amino acids. The transcript is spliced from 3 exons. NCBI's taxonomy places the organism in Eukaryota, Viridiplantae, Streptophyta, Magnoliopsida, Poales, Poaceae. Gene Ontology annotation, molecular function: zinc ion binding. The record is from RefSeq and is a predicted model, not a curated record.
CAAGAGAGCUUCCAAUCAUGAGUAUGUGGGAAAAGAUUAGGGGCCAGAUUAUGCACAGGAUGUAUGAUUAUGCAAACACUUGUGAGAACAAAUGGACUGGCAACAUUUGUCCCAAAAUCAUGGACAAGAUGCGUAAAAAUGAGGACUAUGCUAGUGAUUGUUUUGCUUAUCCUUCUGGCCACAGAGUAUACGAAGUGAAGAGCAAAGAUAACACCUAUGAGGUGAAGAUGAAUGAAAAAACUUGUGAUUGCAGAAGAUGGCAACUAACGGCCAUUCCAUGUUCGCAUGCCAUUUCCUGCAUGAGAAAAGAGAGAAUAAAGCUAGAAACCCAUAUAGCUAGUUUCUAUACAAGAGAAAGGUACAUGAAAGCAUAUGGAAAUACUUUUUGGCCAGUAAGGGAUAAAUCUUUCUGGGAAAAGACACAUGGUAGGGAUGUGGGAGCACCUUUGUAUGAAAAGAAAGCUGGGAGGAAAUCAAACAAAAGGAGAGAGCACCCAUCGGAGAAGGAGGAAGGGACGAUACUUAGCAAGCAUGGUGUGAAGAUGCAUUGCAGCUUUUGUAGGGAUCCUAAUCACAAGAGGCCUUCAUGCCCUGAAUUACAUCCCGAACUCAAGUUGGAACCACAAAGGAGGACAAAUGAUGAUGACAAUGUUGGUGAUCCUUCUGUGGUAGAGAACAUUGUAUCCGAGGAGGGCAAUCCUGAGUUGAUUCCCACACAAUGUAGUAGGACUUUUGUAGUUGAGCUCAUGGAGAAGGAAGUGGAAGAGUUGUCAAAUCCAACAAGGAGGAAUAAAGGUCCACUUCCUGCAAAUGCAUUUAUUCAGGACCAUAUAAGUGAAUUUCCUUCUCCGAGGGCAACAACGGCAACAAGGGCUGGCAUGGACAUAGCAAGAGGUAGAGGAAGGGGAGGAGGAAGGGGAAGAGGGAGAGGCAGAGCCAAGUCUUCUUCUCUUACAAAUAAUGUAAGUGGUUCAGAUAUUGCUUCAAGUGUAGAUGUGGAAAAUUUAAUAGAAAGAACAAGAGCAAGCGUGAGAGGGACAGGGACAGGGAGAGCAAGAGUGAGAGGAGGAGCAACCGAUGGUACUGCUACCCAUGUUGAAGGAAGUAGUGCUACUGCUAGUAGUGUGCAACAAGGAGGAGGGACAAGUGUUGCCCACGCUGCACCAAGAGCAAGAAGAGCGAGAAAAACAAAAAGACCAGUGCCUGGAGGUGAUCAUUGGAAUGGUUAUGAGCACUCAAGAUAGUAUCAGUUGCUCUACAGAAAUAAGUAGAAUGUUUAAGUGCAAGUAUGUGCAACCUGCUUGUAAUGCAAUUUCAAAUGGUUUCAGAACUAUGUUUUGGAAGCUUUUAGAACUACGUGUUGUCACUGUUUAAAAACUAUGGAAUAAGUGCAAGUAUGUGCAACUUGCUUGUAAUACUUUUUCAAACGGGUUACAGAAUGAUGUGUUGGAUGGUUUUAGAACUAUGUGAUCA